Messenger RNA from [Torrubiella] hemipterigena, 6646 nucleotides. NCBI's taxonomy places the organism in Eukaryota, Fungi, Ascomycota, Sordariomycetes, Hypocreales, Clavicipitaceae. The record is from the annotation of a GenBank genome assembly.
ACUGUACCCAAACGCCUGACGGGCGCCGCACCUGGCGCACCUGCAACAGCUGCGCGGCCAGAAAAAUCCCUUCACGACUCGCUCUAUCAAGCAUUCCGGAUCACCACGUCACCGCAUCACCAGCACCGCCUCAGCUUUCGGCUCCUCUUCCGGAAGACAUUCUGCGCCACUCAAUUAAACCCCUCUUUCUCACUUUAGCAACCCAACAUGGCAAACCCCCAGUCCAGUCUGCUUGACCCCGCCAUCUUUACCCAUCUCGAAAGCAAGCUCGAAGAGGAGACUCAAGUGCGCGAUGCCCUCACGCAAUUGAUUCAGCGCCUCGACCGAGCAGUAUCUGCUGCUCAAGGCCUUCUGUCUCGAGUCCACUCUACCCCCAGAGCAAACUAUCCCGCACUGGUAUCACAAGUAGAAGCUGCCGUCAAGGAGGAAAGUUCAAUUGUGGCUGAGCUCAACGAAGUCGCCUCCAAGCAUCCUUACUACAAGUACAACUCCAAGUGGUCGCGCACCAUUCAAAAUGCCAUAGGCACCACCAUCUACUGCGGUUGGUUGGGAGGUUUCGCCUCUCCCGAAACCUCCGAGUCUCUUGGUCGUCUUUUGACGCUCGAAGAGGUCGGUUCCAUUUUCUCAGUUCCUACCAAUGUUAAGGAUCGGGACGUCUUCCAUUUCACUAUCGAAGAGUACCUGUUAUCACUAACAGAGCUUACUCAAGAACUGGGUCGUCUCGCUACAAACGCCGUUACUCUGGGCGACUUUGAGCUACCCAUGACCAUUAGUGCCUUCGUCAAGGACCUGUUUGCCGGCUUCCAGCUACUGAACUUGAAGAACGAUAUUCUGCGCAAACGAGCCGAUGCCGUCAAAUACGACGUAAAGCGUGUUGAGGAUAUUGUUUAUGACCUGAGCUUACGAGGCUUAGUCCAGCGGCCGACUGCGGAUGCUGAGAUGAAGAGCACAUGAUUAGGUGAAAGCACUGGAUACAAGUAAAAGAAUUAAUUUUAUAUUUCGUUUUUGGUAUAAUUAUAUUGCGUGGUCAAUGAAAUUAGCAAACCCGAACUGAUACAAUACGGGGUAUUAGCAUUCGAAUUUUAUCGACGCCCAUCCAAAACCAAACGUCUAGUUUUGUUACUCCUUCUUUUCGCCAACGCCUAAUGAAUCAACAAUAGUUAUACACAUCCGAAUUUCGGUAUAUCUUUGUAAAAUAGAACAUCAUGAAAUGUCACCCAAGUGACAUGCUGCUUCUCCAGCUCUUAUCGUAAAAAAACACAUUGAUAGAUGAUUGACUAAUGCAAUCGCGUGCCGAACUGUACAUCUUCGUUUCAUCUCCACGAACUCUUUUAGUCAUGUCGGAAUGUACAUUGGUCACCACGGGCGCAUUUACCCUGCUGCCAGAAGGUACACGCUUUGGUACCAAUAAGAGCUUUGUUGGCUGGCUUAUGAGGUGGCAGCGUAGGCUUCUUUUUACGCCCGUCCUUGUAGUCGUCUCUAUACGACGACCGAUCGUAACGGUCAUGAUCGCCGUCGUUGUCUCUGUCUCUGUCCGAGUUAUGCGACAAGUGGUUUGAUGCAUUCGCUUGGCUCUGCGCCAUCUGGGACAAGAGCUGCAUCGGAUCAGAAUAUCCUCCUAGCGCCGCCUGAACUGGUGGUGGUGGGGGCACAGCACCUCCCUGUUGCUGUGGGCCUUGAUUAAUGGCAGCCAAAAUGGACUGAAGCUGUGAAUCAUCCAUCUGCGACUGUGUUGGUGCGGCGGCCUGCGGUUGGUUGCCCAUCAUCUGCUGAAGUAUAGACAUGUAUGGUGCCAUCUCAGGCUGCUGCCCAUAGUAUGAUGUCCAAUCUUGGUUCGGGACGCCGGUUGCACGUUGGUCAUUGCCUUGCAUCUCGGCGUUUGCUUUCCUUUGCUUCGAUGCCAUCUCCUUAUUAUAGCCAAACCACCACUCCUUGCUUUUCUCUUCAAGAUGUGCCAUCCAGUCUGGUGGUGAGGUGGGAGGAUAUGGCUUGCUGGCGAGAUACUUGCACAAUGCCUCAAUCACGACACCCGCAGCUUGAGAUGUAGCAUCAUUAUAAGAAUAGGGUCUAGACAUGUCGAGUCGCAUAGGGUUCGGAUCGGUCCACGUUUUGACUCUAUCGGAACGUAACCAACCAAGCACUUGUUCCUCGACAGCGCGGCCGGUAACAAGUGGCACAUUAACGCUCGCGCCAUUUUUAGCACCAGACUGUGUGGAUGUCGCCGCAACUUCCUUUAGGCGACCCAAGAUCGUAUCAAGCCCAGCCGAUGACUGACUUGUAGAGUCUAGGCGGCCCAUAGCUGAGUAAAAGGCACCGUCUCUGCCCAUCUGUUGCUCGUCCGCCCAUCGGCGCUGAAUUUCUGUAAACUUUGGGUCAUUGCUGGGAAGCUGGCAUACUUUAGGCUCGAGAGUGCGGGUUUCAGACAACAGAGGAGAUCUCGGCGAAGUGGGGAUAUCAGAUGGAUCGGUAUAGAUAGCCAUAAGCUCACGCAGCUCCCUCUCCGCGAUUACCGUUUGUUCAUCAGUAGAAAAUGUCACCUGGCCACCACGCGUAACAUAAUUCUUCUCCUUUGCAGUAUCUGGAAGCAGUGACAAGUCGGCGAGCGUGGGCUCAACCCAAGGUUGAUAUGGGACGUCGUCAUCGUCUUCAUCGUCUUCCAUCUCGACUCUUUGCUUCAGAACCAUACCCUCCGAUUUAUCAUCGGCGGCAUCGCGAAUCAUAUUGCUCUCACGACCUUCAUCUUCUGCGUCAUGCUUGUGGAAGAUCUUGACUUGUACCAGGUCUUCGUCGGGUUUCCAUGUGACUCUUAACUUGCUUCGAGCAAGCUUUCUAGCACGACGGGCGCUAUCUUCAGGAGUUCCAGAAUCUUCGGAUUCGGUAACAUCUUUCGUCGAUGCAAUGGCAGCCGGUUCCGGUGCUUUUGCAUUAAUGGAAUCCAACAGUGAUGCGAUACCCGUAACAACUGAGGUACUUGUCGAUGAAGGUGCCUUGGUUGGUGCUGCCUUUUCAGGCUUGGUAACCGGUGCAACGUCUCCUUUGGCUGGUGCUUUGGCCUCUUCUUCCUGGAUUUUGUUUUCGGCUGUGACAGGGGGCGCCGGUUCAACCUUUGCGGCCGGUUUCGCCAGAGGCUUUGUCUUCGCAGGCACUGCGGCAGCGGCCUUUGGCGCUGUAGAUGGUCUGGAUGAUAGUUUCUUGCUCAAAGAGCUGCCAGUAGACUCGACAGCUAUCUUCUUCACAGUCCUAGUAUCCGCAUCAUCAUCGCGGCUACGCUUUGCAGGCUGUGCCUCAGCAGCCUUGGGUGGCGCCUUUGCUCUGCUUGCGGCAGAAGUUCCUGUAUAACCAGUUGCCGUGUCAAGCUCGCCCUUGAACUUCUUGGCUUUGGCUGAAAUCUCGCGCACCAUCUCCUUAACGUCAUUAUCUCCCUUAUCUUCCAGCCUCUUUAAUACCGUGUCAAAAUUAGUUGUUUCAGCAAUCUUUCGAGUCAUUCGGAAGUGGGUGAAGAGCUCGAGCACUAUUUUCGGCAGCUGGCCACUAAAGUCUCCCAGUUUAAUGCAGCCAAUGAGGGCAUUAAUCAAACUGGAGAUCAUCCUCUGAUGGCCGCCAAGAUUAUCCAUAAUUGCGUCAUCAGCAUAUUCAACAGUGGCAUCAAGAGCCUUAUAGAACGCCUUCUUUCGUCCUUCAGCUUCUGCUUUAAGCCUUGUGACUUCUUGUUCAGGCUUCUUGUCUUUAACUGCUUCGUCGGCUUCAUUUCUGCUCUUGUUCAUUUCUGCCCUGAGUUUGAUAAACAAAUCUGCCGUUUCUUGCACACGUGUGGCGAUGAGCGAACUGGUUCGGGUUGUAGAUUCGUCUAGUUGGACAAUGCCAAUUACAUCCCAUUCGGCCGCAUCGGCAAUAUCUGUAGGUCUCGUCGCUGGGCGUGCUGGCUUUUGACUUCCCUUCUUAACUUUCUUCCCGGCUUUAUUCUUUAAGGCUUCAUCAGAUUUGAGCUGCUCCUUAAAAGAGUGUGGAUACUCGGUAUAUUUCGGUCGACGCUUUCCAAGACUUUUCAUAGAUGCUUCGAACUUGUCGAGUAACAAUUUCGACUCCGUCUUUCGAUCUUCUAAUCCACUCUUUUCCGGUGAGGGCUGAAAGUCGUGAGUAAAGUGACCUUGAAUCUCGCAGGGGAGCUCAUAGCCAAUGCCCGGCAUAAGGUGGUUGCCCGAGCGAGAAGGGAGUGCUACCAGAGGAGCCAGCUUAUCGUAGGUCUUGGGUGCAGGAAGUGUCAUGAGCCCCUGGAAGGCAAGGUGAGGUACGCCAGCUAUCGGUGCAGUUCGAGUUUGUCCGGUUCUAAGUCGGAGAUCUGCCUGAGAGAGAAGCUGCAUUUCAUCAUUAUUAGACACUGGCGGAGCAAACGAGUCAAUUUCAGUAGGCUUCUUGGAUGUUGACGUAGUAGCGGCUGGUGUAGCCAAGUUUGGCGAAGCGGCAUCGACUGAUCUUUUGCGCUUCUUUACAGAAGACUGAUCAGCAAUUGGUGGGGGUAUAGCGAUGAACUGAGUCUGGUUUGGCGCGUUUGGUGCCGGCGCAAGCUGAGGCUGAGGGGUCUGCUGGGAGAAAACAUGCUGGGACGAGUGUUGUGCCUGGUUUGCCUGAGGUGGCAUGGCUGCUGUAGACUGCUGUUGCUGUUGUUGCUGUUGUUGUUGUAAUUGUUGCUGUUGCUGUUGCUGUUGCUGUUGCUGUUGCUGUUGUAACUGCUGCUGUUGCUGUUGUAACUGCUGCUGCUGCUGAUACAAGUUUUGGAAUUGAGCCUGGUCUUGAGGAAAGCCUUGCUGCUGUCCAAAUGAGCCUUCAUGCUGCGGCGUUGGCCUCCCGGUUGAGUACUGUGUACCCAUCUGAUUGAGCUGUAUCUGAUCUGGGCGCUGCAACACGUGCUGUUGAUACGCCUGUUGCUCAAACCCCGUUCCAUUCUGUUGCAUAUAUGCCAACUGCUCGGGAGUUAUUGUCUGGCCAGAUGAACUGGUUGCUGGCUUGUUAUGGGAGAACGCUUGAGCAGGAUAACCAUUGUUACUAGUAUUGCCAAAAGGGCUCUCUCCAUGAAUAUUCGGCUCGAGAUCGGUUCCUAGCAUCGUGUUUUGUUGCGUCGCGGUAUCGUAGAAAUUCGAGGGCAAUGCGCCGGCUUGUUGCGACCAUGCCUGUGCUUGGUCAAAUUGCGCGUUUUGACCAUUGUAGGCGAACUGCUGCGGCCAGUUAUUCUGGCCGCUGCCGUCGUCUUGGCCUUGAUUCGGCCACGACUGCAUGUUGGCAGAGCGAGGGAGUACGGAUUUAGGAACAAGCAAUCAUGGGCCAGAGUAACGAGAAGUUUGCUAGAGGGCGAAUUAGUUUAGUUAAAAUAGCACUGGAAAUGCCUUGCAUCUCAGCGCACCGCCAAUUUUGCAGUGAGUGCAAAGGCGUUUAUUGCAGUGUUAAAAGCUUGGAGAGAUGGUUUGACUUGUUGUUCUGAGCAUCCGCCAAAGUGUACUCACCCGAAGAAAUACUGUGCGUCGGUACCUGAGUAGGUGGGCGUGACAGAGCGACGCUAAGCCGAAUCGGGACGGGUCGUGAACGGGAAGGGCAAGAUAGUCUAAACAGGAGAAACAAGUGACAAAAUUAGCGCUGUUCUGGAGAAAUUUUGGCGAGUGCGUGUCUGGUUAUUGAUUGGUGAAAUUGGUAGUAAAGAUGAUAGGGACAUCGUGGUGAUGGGCGACGCAAAACAGCAAUCCGCCAUCGAACGUGCAGCAUGCGGCAUGCAGCCCGUAGUCAAGGCGGGCGUUUCUCAGCAAAUCGCCAGCAGCCACCCGCGAUGAUGUCAAAAGCAGAGCCGUGUCCAAUAAAGACGUGAGAUUCAUAUCUUCUUUUCUUGCAAACUGCCGCUGAGUUCGUAGCUGUUGUGCCCGGCAACAACAGCGUGACGGCAGGUUUUGAUAUUAUGUCUCCGUCGAGGAGUAUCACCACAGGAGCAACACUGUGAUCCGAUACCGCAACCGACAAAAGCAGAAUUCACUUGCCAGAUAGCGUAUCAGCCGCCGUUUAAUACACGGCAUAGAAUCAUCACGGCGUCCUAUCGACUGCUCGGAUGUUGUUCUAUAGCUGACAGCCUCUAGCAAGGCCAGACUGCGACCUGUCGACCGUGGCUUAUCGGGAUUUCCCACUUAUUAUGGUGUUAAACAGCUCAUUAACUUUCCAUCGGUAUAAUGGACGGCUUGGUUUAUCCAGGCGGUAUGCCAUCACGAAAUACUGUGCUGAGUCGCAUUAUAUCACACAGUGGUAGGUGUAGAUUGGAAGGUGAGGUAGAAAAACAGCCCAGAGAGCCUGGGACGGAGAACGAAUGCAUACCCAAUAAGUUCACGAUGCUGCUAAUGCAACUUUACUUCUCGUGAUAGAAGAAUAUUUAUGGUCGAAGCCUUGCGAUACUCUCGAGGCGCUGUUUAGCAGUGCCAGCAGAUUGCGACCGACCAGAUUUAGCCGAAGCGUUGGAGAUGAUAGUCGGCUUGAAACAAUUCUCGCGAGACUCUCCUUCCUAUUAAAACAUAAAGAGCGCGCUUGCGAGAUAAUAUCAAUGCCACCACUUAUGACGCCAGGACGGAAUUAUCGGUGUCGUUGACGGGGAAUUUAGAGAAGAUGGCUGGGCCGC